AUGACCUGGACAGAAUCCGGGGUUGACGUUGAUGAUGACAUGUUUUCUCCAGCCAAAUAUCAAGCACUUGUUAGAUAUAUUUCAGAUAAUUACUUCCUAGCUCUUUCAGUGGCUGUCACUGCUAGUAUUGUUCGUAAAAUCUCAACACAGUCCGAACAGAGAAGAACAGAUCUGGUUCCAGAGUGGAGAGACCAAUACUUCGACUACAAAACUGGUAAAAAACGGCUUAAGAAAUUCGACAAAAAGAAUGAAGACAAGGUACAAGAUUCGCCGCACACGAGGAAUUUUCAAACGUUGUUUUCUGGCGACAGUGAACAUGAUGAUACCCCUGAUCUAUCGUCAUCACCCCAUCCUUUGACAGUAAGCCAAUUACUCCGCAAAGGUACAAACGGAAAACUACCCUUGAUUGGAAAAUCUCCAAACUUGUUAAGAUCGUAUGAUAUCAGUCCAUCAGUAGUAUCGACAUCAUCUCCACGGCUCAAAAAGCCCAAAGAGACGAAGAUCCUCCCGGGUGCCGAUGUUGCAAGAUUCAGUAGUGUAUUACCAUAUCAAUCUCAUUCAGGACACCAAGUACGAAUUGCGGAUAACAGCUUUAGUCCAGCAUAUAGUGGACUGGAAUUACCACCUCCAGCAAUAAAAGAUGCAUCCAAUCCUACCAAGGUUGACAGCAUUUCCAAAAUAGGCGGUAGCGGGAGAGAUGAAGGUUCCAGCAAAGACGAGAACAGGCCUGAUUUGCAAGGAGAUGGACCAGCCCGUAGGAAGGUGGGUUUCUCUGAAUCAGAUGUUACUCCAAGUCAACGGGACACUGGUGCUGAUGAAAAUCUUGAUACAAUCGACUCCGAUCCUGAUCAUUUUGAUGCUCCUCCUGUAAAUGAUCGAUCACCGCUAUUAGAAAAUCCUUUUGGUCCCGAGCCAAUGGCUAUUUCAAAGAGUAAUAAAUCGAGACAGGGCACUCAAUACAAUACCAACGAAGUAGUCGGAAACUCCACAUCGUCAAGUAAUAGUGCCAGCAUGGAAGCUAGUACUCUUAGAAAUAGAUUCACAUCAGAGAACAAUCAAGGUGCUGAAGCAGUCUCAUCAAAUGAGGCUGCCAUACAAGAGCUUCUUGCAUGGGUGGAUUCUGAAGUCGAGAAGAUUGAGAAAUUCUAUAGUUUGAAGGAGGCAGAGGCAGUGGAAAAAUAUUUGAUUCUCCAGGAUCAAUUAAUUCAGUUCAAUCAGCACAGAUCAGACAUUAAGCAGGCCCUGGCAAAUGGAGAAAUAAUAAACAGAGCAGCAUUGACGACUAAGGAAGCAUUAUUUAGAGAGUUUGAUAUGCCCAGCUUGCCAGAAAUGUUGAAGAAAAGGAAAAAGAAGUCAAUGUCAGAAAAUGAAAUUGGCGGCUCCGGAUCGGACUUUUCGAGAAAACCUGAUCGUGGGGUUACAUUCUCCGUAGCACGGGCUCAAUUGAAGAUAGCACUGAAAGAAUACUAUCACUCGUUGGAAUUGCUGAAAGAUUAUAAAUCGCUCAAUGCUACGGCAGUACGAAAAAUGGUGAAAAAGUUUGACAAAGCUGCUAAGAGUAACAAGCUGCCAGGGUACUUGGAAAAGAUUAAGAACUGUAAAUUUGUGUCUUCAGAUGUACUUGACACUCUUAUCCCUCGAACCGAAGAUUUAUAUGCAUUUUACUUCGAGUCAAGUAAUCACAAGCGAGCAGUUGAAAAACUUCGAGCGACUGAUUUCCCUAACCUUCACUAUUCUGCCAUGUUCACCACGGGACUAUUUCUAGGAUUAUCUGUUCCAUUAUUUAUUGAUGGUAUUGUUGCUGGAAUUCGCCACAGCAGUAAAAACCCUGACAUUGCUUACUUAUUUCAAAUCUGGGGUGGCUUUUUCUUGGCUAAUCUAUUUGUGUGUUUGUUUAUGCUCAAUUUGUAUACCUGGACCACGUACAAAAUUAACUAUCCAUUUAUCUUUGAAUUUGAUCAGCACAAUUACUUGGAUUAUCGACAAUAUGGCGAGCUUCCGUCAAUGAUGCUAUUCUUAUUAUCGUUAUUCGGAUGGUUUACAUUUCGUGAUUUCUGGCCCGAACAGUUCCCCGGAAAGUAUUUCCCGCCUAUUUAUCUUGGUAUUGCUUUGUUCACAAUUCUAUGUCCACUGCCAAUACUCCAUUGGAAGGCUCGAAAAUGGCUCGUCGUUGCAGUAUGGCGACUGCUACUUUCUGGUGCAUAUCCUGUCGAGUUUCGAGACUUUUUUCUUGGUGAUAUCUUUUGCAGUUUGAAUUACACCAUCUCAAACGCGUCCAUGUUUUUCUGUCUCUAUGGCACUCAUUGGGAUCUUCUUGGGUCUUCUAAGUAUUGUACGUCUUCCCAUUCAAGAUUACUAGGUUUCUUGAAUAGUUUGCCAGGUAUAUGGCGUCUCCUGCAAUGUCUUCGACGUUAUGGAGAUACCGGUGAUUGGUUCCCACAUCUUGCCAACGGACUAAAAUAUUCUUGUCUAGUUCUAUACUAUAUGUUUUUGAGUUUGGCACGUAUUAAUCGGUCAUCGAAGGUAUACCAUAGUUGUUUCAUCCUUUUUGCAUGCCUGAAUGCUAUUUACAGUACAAUCUGGGAUCUGUUUAUGGAUUUCUCACUUCUUCAACCGAACUCAAGACACUUCCUUCUACGUAAUGAGCUGGGAUUUGGCUCUAAGUGGCCGUACUACGCGAUUAUGAUAGUGGAUCCAAUAUUAAGAUUCAGUUGGAUUUUAUACGCUGUGUUUUGGGAUCAGAUCGAACAAUCGGCAAAAAUCAGUUUUUUUGUUUCGUUGAUUGAAAUUGUUCGGAGAUUUUUAUGGGCUUUCUUCAGAGUUGAAAACGAGCAUGGAUCUAAUGUAAACAGGUUUAGAGCUUCAAGGGAUUUGACUCUACCUUACUCUGAAGCAAAGAAAAUAAGAAUUCAUAGUGAGACAAUGGCCGAUGAAACGGAACAUGGCCAAGGUGAUGGUACUCAAGUUCCCAUGGUGGAUGUGGAAGCACAGCUGAGAGCUGAUGAGCCAGCUUCAGAAGAAGAAAGACACACCCCCAAGCCGAGCCCACAAAGGAGAAAGACAUUUGCAUCAAUUGCCACUCCUGUAUUACAGGCAGUUAGUCUUAAAUUGAAAUCCGCUCAUACUGCUGAUUUCGAGAGAAGAAAACCAGAUGACCAACAAACAGGAUCAGCUGAUGAUGAUGACGAUGAUGACGACGAUGAUGAUAGCAUACUCGGCGACAGGUACAACACUGCCAAUGAAAAUAAUAAAGAUUAG
Messenger RNA from Sugiyamaella lignohabitans, 3258 nucleotides. It is a transcript of the gene SYG1, whose product is annotated as Syg1p. The transcript is spliced from 2 exons. The coding region runs from base 1 to 3258 and encodes 1085 amino acids. The record is from RefSeq and is a predicted model, not a curated record. Gene Ontology annotation, molecular function: inositol hexakisphosphate binding. Gene Ontology annotation, biological process: phosphate ion transport; cellular response to phosphate starvation. Lineage: Eukaryota; Fungi; Ascomycota; Dipodascomycetes; Dipodascales; Trichomonascaceae. Gene Ontology annotation, cellular component: cytoplasm; plasma membrane; Golgi apparatus.